CGGGCGGCAGGCUCUCCGGGUUGAUUCAGAGACUUCCAGCCGAUAUUGGUGCCUCCGCGUCUGUCAGGCCCUGCUGUUGAUUACAGAGGAAUUUCACCUCUGGACCUGAGUUAAAACAUUUACGAUAAUGCCCACAAUAAAAUUACAGAGCUCCGAUGGAGAAAUCUUCGAGGUGGAUGUUGAGAUAGCCAAACAGUCGGUCACCAUCAAGACCAUGUUAGAAGAUUUGGGAAUGGAUGAUGAAGGCGAUGAUGACCCAGUUCCCCUCCCAAAUGUGAAUGCUGCCAUCCUCAAGAAGGUGAUUCAGUGGUGCACUCAUCACAAAGAUGAUCCCCCACCUCCUGAGGACGAUGAGAACAAGGAGAAGAGGACAGAUGACAUUCCCGUAUGGGACCAGGAGUUCCUCAAAGUGGACCAAGGCACCUUGUUUGAACUCAUUCUGGCCGCCAACUAUUUGGACAUCAAAGGCCUGUUAGAUGUCACCUGCAAGACAGUGGCCAACAUGAUCAAAGGCAAAACCCCAGAGGAGAUCAGGAAGACUUUCAACAUCAAAAAUGAUUUCACAGAGGAGGAAGAAGCCCAGGUACGCAAAGAGAACCAGUGGUGUGAAGAGAAGUAAAGGGGAAGAUCCUGCCAACACUACCACACUGAAUAGGAAUUGUCCCUGCUAACUGGUUGCACUGGCGUUGUUCAUACUUGUCAAUAUUUACAUUUAGUAUAUUUAGAGCCACAUACCCACCUCCCUCCCCUUCCCUCAAUUUCUGUAUACCAAUAGCAUGAGCAUUUUAACUUGCCUGUGUGUUGUAAUUUAAAUAAAAAAAAAAAAAGCUCUUUUCUGUUUCAAGUUGUGUAUUCACAUAAAGACUUCUGGUUUCAUGGCUUUGUUCCCUUAAAGAUUAGGUCCUUUCAUAUUUUUCCGUAUUAUUAAUCGCAGUGGUUGUCUUUUUUACUGGACAUGUUUGUUUUCCUUUAGGUUAAUUGAAUGAAAUGACUUUUAUGACGAUGGAAAUGAAAGGGUGAAUAUUUUAUUUUUGCUCUGUAAAUGCAUAUGUUCUGUGAAACCAUGUUAAGAGAGGUUGGGCUGUGUAGAGGAAAAGUGAAGUUUGAGGUGGAAAGAUGUUCUUUUUGCAUAACGUCCUUUGGACCCGAAGUACUUGAGCGUUGUCACACAGCAUUGGGUAACCCAUUCCUAAUUCAUGUUGUAUUGAAUUGGAAACUUUUCUCAGAUAAGCUCUGAUGCUGACUUUUGGGAUGAUCAAACAUAUACUGAAGGAGUAAAUAAAGCGUAUGAAAAGGUC
Molecule: messenger RNA, 1298 nt
Organism: Chelmon rostratus (copperband butterflyfish)
Lineage: Eukaryota; Metazoa; Chordata; Actinopteri; Chaetodontiformes; Chaetodontidae
Gene: skp1
Product: S-phase kinase-associated protein 1
Exons: 6
Coding region: 128-619 (163 amino acids)
Biological process (GO): SCF-dependent proteasomal ubiquitin-dependent protein catabolic process
Cellular component (GO): nucleus; cytoplasm
Molecular function (GO): cullin family protein binding
Source: RefSeq, a predicted model, not a curated record